AUGUUGCGAUUAUCCUUUCCUCUACAAGAAUCGAUACGCCAUGCGUCAAACGCGGUGAAACGAGUUGGACCAAAUGUCGUUUUGGUGGAUGCCGUGCGAACACCGUUUUGCCUUGCCGGAACGGCGUACAAAGAUCUCAUGGCCGUGGACUUACAAAAGGAGGCUUUGCGAGCUCUUGUACGACGCACGCAAAUUCCAUACGAGAAGAUCGAUCACGUAAUUUGUGGAACUGUCAUUCAAGAGCCCCGGACCAGCAACAUCGCACGUGAAGCAGCGCUCUUGGCCGGGUUCCCAGAUAAGAUCCCGUGCAACACAGUGACACUAGCAUGUAUCUCUUCGAAUGUUGCGGUCACUGAUGCUAUUGGCAUGUUGAAGUCUGGUUAUGCUAAUGCGGUCGUUGCCGGAGGUGUAGAAUUUAUGUCAGAUGUUCCGAUUCGCUAUAAUCGCAAAGCUAGAAAGGCCAUGCUUGGAAUGCAAAAAGCGAAAGCAGCUGGCGAGAAGCUGAAAAUUUUUGGUGAAAUUGCAAAGAACCUCCUUUCUCCAGAAUUGCCCGCUAUUGCCGAAUUUUCAUCAGGAGAAACCAUGGGACAUUCGGCUGAUCGUUUGGCUGCAGCAUUUAAUGUUUCGCGCAAGGAACAAGACGAUUUUGCUUUGCGUUCUCACACCUUGGCUCAAAAAGCGGCUAGCGGCGGAAAAUUAACUGAUAUUGAGCCCGUUUUCUUGGAGGGAAAGAAGCCAAAGACGGUUAAAGCGGACAAUGGAAUUCGUGUUUCUACACCAGAAAAACUCACUAGUCUCAAGCCGGCAUUUGUGAAGCCUCAUGGAACAAUCACAGCCGCUAAUGCAUCUUUCUUGACUGAUGGGGCUUCUGCUUGUCUUGUGAUGACAGAGGAGUUCGCUUUGGCAAAUGGCUACAAACCUAAAGCCUACUUGCGAGAAUACCAAUUUGUGUCGCAGGAUCCAAAGGAUCAACUUCUUCUCUCUCCCGCCUACGCCAUUCCUCGUCUACUUGAUAAAGCUGGCCUCAAUGUAAAAGAUGUAUCGGUUUUUGAGAUACACGAGGCGUUUGCCGGACAAGUACUUGCGAACUUGAAUGCUCUUGAUAGCGAGCAUUUCUGCCAGAAAUGGAUGAAGAGAUCACGUGUUGGUCGCCUUGAUAUGGACAAGCUCAACAAAUGGGGUGGAUCACUUUCUAUUGGUCAUCCAUUUGGUGCCACUGGCGUACGCCUUCUUGCCCACACUGCUGCUCGUCUUAAGGAAGAAGGUGGACAGUACGGAGUGAUUGCUGCUUGUGCUGCUGGAGGGCACGGCGUCGGAAUGCUCGUCGAAGCGUACGGAAAA
This is a messenger RNA of Mesorhabditis belari, 1341 nucleotides long. NCBI's taxonomy places the organism in Eukaryota, Metazoa, Nematoda, Chromadorea, Rhabditida, Rhabditidae. The record is from the annotation of a GenBank genome assembly.